GGCGAACCACCACCUCGACCCUGACUCACGACUUACACGCCUUCACCCACUACCACUCAGGACACAAUGAUUAAGAUCUGGAGUAUGAAGAAGAAUGAGGACGCAGCGGCGAAGAAGAAGCCCAAGACGAGUGCCGCUCAGAUUCGAGUACAGAAAGAUUUGACUGAACUCGACCUACCGUCGACGAUGAAGACACAUUUCCCCGAUCCCGCUGAUCUGCUCAACUUCACCUUAACGAUUACCCCCGAUGAAGGAAUGUACAAGGGUGGCGCUUUCAACUUCUCCUUCGCAAUCAACACCAACUACCCCCACGACCCACCAAAGGUCAAGUGCACGCAAACGAUCUACCACCCGAACGUUGACCUCGAAGGCAAUGUUUGCCUGAACAUCUUGCGAGAGGACUGGAAGCCUGUGCUGAACCUCAACUCCGUAAUGGUCGGCCUGCAGUACCUCUUCCUGGAACCGAACCCAGAUGACCCACUGAAUAAAGAUGCUGCACUGGAAAUGACGCGAAACCGAGAGCAGUUUAUCAACAAUGUGAAGGCAUCGAUGAGAGGGCAGUACAUCAAGGGCACCCAGUACGACAAUGUCCUCGCCCGAUGAUCCCUCUUCAUGGUCCCUCACCCUCCAUCGCUAUCUGGCUAUGUUUGCUUUCUAUUGACAUUAUCAUUUUACACGCCUGACGCUCACUAUUCUCAAUUGCUCAUUGUGGAUAUAUUCACAAUAGAUCAUACAGCCUGGAGCAUAAUCGUGUUUCAUGGACGCAUUGCUGUCUCCUAUAUACACUCCUAAUACACCUGCCUGCGCGCCUGGCUAUCAACUUCCUCGGUACGUUGUG
Molecule: messenger RNA, 838 nt
Organism: Coprinopsis cinerea okayama7#130
Lineage: Eukaryota; Fungi; Basidiomycota; Agaricomycetes; Agaricales; Psathyrellaceae
Product: E2 ubiquitin-conjugating enzyme
Exons: 6
Coding region: 67-603 (178 amino acids)
Source: RefSeq, a predicted model, not a curated record